AUUUGUUUGAAAAUAAUAUGCGGAUUAUACGGCUACUGCUCAUUUCAAUCAGUGUGUUCAAAUCGUCGCAACAAGAAAAUAGGCAAUUGACUAAGAAAUUUCUCAAUUCUACACUCACUAUCACCCCUCCUCCUAAUGCCGGAUUGAAUAUCUACCAAGUUCUACAAAAAUACGGAUAUCCUGUUGAAACCCAUUCAGUAACUACGGAGGAUGGCUACAUUCUGAGGAUGCACCGUAUUCCAAGAGGUCGAAACGAGUAUAAAAAUGACAAAUCCAAACCAGCUAUACUUCUCAUUCACGGAAUGCUCAGUGGCUCUGCAGAUUGGCUGCUUCUAGGCCCUGAAAGAUCACUGGGAUACCAACUUGCCGAUGCCGGUUUCGACGUUUGGCUAGGAAAUAAUAGAGGUAACACCUGGUCCAGGAAUCAUGUGCGACUAGAUCCAAAUAUCGAUCUGAAACAGUUCUGGGAUUUCAGCUUCGAAGACUGUGGUCGUUACGACCUCCCAGCGAAAAUAGACUUCAUCAUCGAGAAAACUGGACAGAAGAAAAUUUUUUUCAUUGGUCACUCGCAGGGCACUACCGAGUUUUUUGCAAUGGCCGCUUUGAGGCCGGACUACAACAACAAAAUUGCGUUGAUGACAGCUUUCGCUCCAGUGGCGUACUUGGAAAAUUUGAUUUCGCCCUUGCUAAAAUUAGCUGCACGACAUUUGAACAUAUUGACGGCGCUUGUUAAGUAUUUGAACAUUCACGAAGUGUUGGGACAUUCAAAGCUAAUCACACAGUUAGUAAUAUUUUGGUGUUCCCAGGGAUCUCCUUAUCAAGAGGUAUGCGCGAACAUUCUGUUCCUGAUGUUUGGAUUCAACCAUGCCGAAAUGGAAAUGAAUCUCAUCCCCGUUCUUGGUUCAAAUUCCCCUGCUGGAGCCUCAAUCAAAAUGAUUAUUCAUUAUGGACAGGGGGUCAACUCAGGGAAAUUCAAGCAAUACGACUAUGGAAGAACUUCAAAUCUCAUCAGAUAUGGUACUCCAGAAGCUCCAGACUUCAAUUUGUCUGCAGUUACUACACCAGUGGCUUUAUAUUACGGAAACAAUGACUUCAUAACUGUAAAACAGGAUAUAGACAGGCUUGCCAGUGAACUACCAAACGUGAUAAAAAGUAAAUUAGUUGAGUGCAGACUGUUCAAUCACCUGGACUUUAUAUUUGCCAAAAAUAUCAAUCAGUGGAUCAAUUAUGAAGUUUUGAGUCAUUUAAAGAAGUACAGUACAGGAGUAUAUGCUGCUGCUGGUUCAACUCUGAGAAGUUCUGGAUCUGAUUACUCAUGAUUAUUAUCAUCUCAUCGUACAAAAAAUAUACUGGUCAAUAAAUAUUGUAGUAUCACAAAUGUUUUCUAAUGUCAUUAACAAAUUGGUAUAUUUUAUCACAUAUUAAAGGUUUGAUAGCGCGUUAAA
Messenger RNA from Leptinotarsa decemlineata (Colorado potato beetle), 1445 nucleotides. RefSeq names its product gastric triacylglycerol lipase. Gene Ontology annotation, molecular function: hydrolase activity, acting on ester bonds. Gene Ontology annotation, biological process: lipid metabolic process. Lineage: Eukaryota; Metazoa; Arthropoda; Insecta; Coleoptera; Chrysomelidae. The record is from RefSeq and is a predicted model, not a curated record.